CUCGUAGCAACAUUGAUACUUCGAGAGCAUCUCACUGAUCUCACUGUACACUGAUCUCCAGCACUUGCAUUCUCAACAUGUCGCCCUCUCGCACUGACGACCACCCCGAUACCAACCUUCUUUACCGGUCUCUACACGACCAAGAGCCUGAGUUAGUCGUGGGCGCGAAGGGUGCCUACUUAUGGCUUGAUGAUGGGAGGAAAAUUCUCGAUGCUUGCGCUGGUGCAGCCGUGGCAUCGAUCGGACACGGUGACCAGCGAGUGGUUGCGGCUGUCACGAAGCAGAUGACCCAGCUUUCUUACCACCACACUUCCCGCCUCACGAAUCGUGCGGCUGAGGCUUUGGCCCACAAACUUGUCGGUCACCGACCAGGUGGACUGUCGCACGCAGUGUUCUUGUCUUCAGGCUCCGAGGCCAACGAGUCGGCCAUCAAACUCGCUCGCCAAUACUGGGUAGAGGUCGGUGAGCCAGAACGCGUUCACAUCAUCAGUAGAAACGGCUCAUACCACGGCAACAGUAUUGGAUGUGUCUCGCUAACUGGUAUUCCUAACCGGAGGAAACACUUCUUGCCGCUUCUUAUGCCACAUACUUCCCAAAUAUCCCCGUGCUACUCCUAUCGAUACCAGAAAGAAGGCGAGUCAGACGCCGAGUACGCGGAGCGAUGUGCAGCAGAGCUCGAGCAGGAGAUUCUGCGGGUAGGAGAGGGCAAGGUCGCGGCCUUCUAUGCAGAAACGAUUGUUGGAGCCUCGGCAGGCAACAUCGUGCCAGUCCCAGGCUACUUUGAGGCCAUUCGCCGGGUGUGUGACAAGUAUGGAGUCCUGCUAGUGCUUGAUGAGGUGAUGUGCGGUAUGGGCAGGACCGGAAAGAUGCAUUGUUGGGAGUGGGAAGGCGUAACACCUGACAUCCAGACGAUUGGAAAAGGGCUCAACGGUGGAUACCAGGCUCUUUCAGCUGUUCUGAUCUCCGAGAAGGUCAUCGCAGUCCUUCGGAACGGAAGUGGAAGUUUUACCAAUGGCCAAACGUUCCAAAGCCAUCCUUCGGCCGCUGCUGCUGGACUUGCUGUCCAGACCAUUUUCGAAUCGGACAAUGUGAUUGAGAACUGCGCCAAGAGGGGCAAAGAGGUAAGACCGCCAUCCUACAGUACUUACUAAGCUAACGGGGUUGUUCCCAGCUCACAGCUGCCUUGGAGAAGGCGGUCGGCAGCCAUCCCAAUGUCGGCGACAUCAGGGGUC
Molecule: messenger RNA, 1232 nt
Organism: Exophiala viscosa
Lineage: Eukaryota; Fungi; Ascomycota; Eurotiomycetes; Chaetothyriales; Herpotrichiellaceae
Product: pyridoxal phosphate-dependent transferase
Exons: 3
Coding region: 78-1151 (357 amino acids)
Cellular component (GO): cytosol
Molecular function (GO): pyridoxal phosphate binding; transaminase activity
Source: RefSeq, a predicted model, not a curated record